CCAUCCUUAAAUACGUUUUUUUUCAUGCUACCAGGUUCCGCUGGUUUUCCUCGUUUCGGAUUGGAGACAGCGUUGGCAAUCUCAGUUGUAGUUGCAGGAACAUCUAUAUUCUAUCCAGGUGGUUAUUGGAUACUGGGCAAAUUUAGGGUGGUUAGAGGCUAGUUAAACUGCCCAAAGUGCUUCCCUCAGCCUUCCAGCCUCGUUUAUCCUGAAAUGUAAUUAAAGCACCUUCCUUAUUAAAAAUUAUUUCUCUUACCAUUGGUUGUUUCACAACCGGUUUUCCUAAUAAGUCUAGAUAGAUGUCUGGUGUUAUCUACCACCGAUGCCUAUUCUGUCUCUUUGGUUUUUGCUCCCUACCACUAUUCAUGUUCGUUACGAAGACUUCCAGUGUAUAUUUGGACACCCACCAAUCAUUCGUUCAAUAUGGGUGGAGCCGUAGCUGUACAUGUGGCGUGUAAACGAACAAUCCCUUCAUUGGCUGGUAUUGUUGUUAUUGAUGUUGUUGAAGGCACUGCUUUGAGCUCUUUACGAGGUAUGACAGCCUUCCUAAGUAGUCGUCCUCAAAGUUUUCGUUCAUUACCCCAAGCAAUUGAAUGGAGUGUUCGAAGCAUGCAAAUUCGUAAUGUAAAUUCAGCUCGUGUAUCUUUCCCUGGACAAUUGAAACGCAUUUCAAGCGGUCAAACUGCCACUAGUGAAUUAGACGAGGGAAUUGCAUUCAUUUCAGAAAAUGUUACUUCUAUGCCUGUAAAUUCAGUGUCAGACAGUCAAGUUUCUUCUGUCAGUCGACUGUCAAGCCAACCAUUAGUUGAAAAUUCUGAAUCUGAUGAAGAGGGAGAUGAAUGUGAGAAUUUUGAAGUUUCUACCGAUGUUACUGGUUCACAAAAUGCAUCAGAACAUAAUCACAAUUCAUCGGAACUUCCUAAACAUGCGAAUAUUGAUGACAGCUUACAAUCAGAAAAACAGAAUCACGCAUCACUUUCAUCCAACAUAUCAAAAGCAACUGGUGGCGAAUCUCAUCAUCCUAUAAAUAAUGAUAAUGAUAGCAGUAAUAAUAAUAAUAACAAUGAUGCCUCUUCCUAUUCUACUCCUUCUCACGCUCCACUGGCUACUUCAUCAGUAUCAUCUCAAUCGAAUCGUUCACAGUAUACCUGGCGUAUAGACUUGAUGAAAACCCAGCCUUUCUGGCAAGAAUGGUUUUCUGGUCUGUCGAAAUUGUUUUUGUCAAUACCUGAGCCAAAAUUACUUUUAUUAGCUGAUGCUGAUCGAUUAGAUAAAGAUCUAAUGAUUGGACAAAUGCAAGGGAAAUUCCAGGUCCAAUUAUUUCCACGUACUGGACAUGCCGUACAGGAGGACGCUCCAGACAAGGUCGCUGAAUGUCUGGCUAGAUUUUUAACUCGUGAAGCAAUUGAAAAAAGUAUCUCAUGCCAAAAAUGA
Molecule: messenger RNA, 1434 nt
Organism: Trichobilharzia regenti
Lineage: Eukaryota; Metazoa; Platyhelminthes; Trematoda; Strigeidida; Schistosomatidae
Source: the annotation of a GenBank genome assembly